This is a messenger RNA of Funneliformis caledonium, 279 nucleotides long. The record is from the annotation of a GenBank genome assembly. NCBI's taxonomy places the organism in Eukaryota, Fungi, Glomeromycota, Glomeromycetes, Glomerales, Glomeraceae.
AUGGAAGUUUGGUUACCAGUGGAAACUGCUUCAGAAUUACUAGUUUCCAAUCUCGGAUGCAUCAAAAAUAAUAAAGAAAUAAGCCUUUCGUUAAUUAUAUCAACGGCAUCAAUGCGAAAUCGGGCUAAUAACUUAGAAUGGAUAACUCCUAAAGAGAAGUAUUUCGGAAUCCUGGUUGUGGUAGUUCUAGAAAAUUGUAUAAAUCUGAAUACUGAUGGAGGAUGGUGUUGGAUGUACAGUCACAUAGGAAAAGAUCCUGAUGAAGAAUGGAGAGCUUGA